Molecule: messenger RNA, 405 nt
Organism: Periophthalmus magnuspinnatus
Lineage: Eukaryota; Metazoa; Chordata; Actinopteri; Gobiiformes; Gobiidae
Gene: morn2
Product: MORN repeat containing 2
Exons: 5
Coding region: 1-405 (134 amino acids)
Source: RefSeq, a predicted model, not a curated record
AUGUCUGGGGUUCAGCAUGUGACAGUAUCUUACAUUUUUCCAAAUGGAGACAAGUACGAGGGGCAGUGCUAUAAGUCAGCCUCUGGAGCCAUGGUGAGGGGUGGUACUGGGAAGCAUGUUUCUGCUAGUGGGGUCGUGUACAGCGGAGAGUGGAAUGAGGACAGAAUAAAUGGUAAAGGGACGCUGCAGUUUCCCUCUGGAGCACACUAUGAAGGAGAGUUCAAAGACGGUAUGUUUCACAACACAGGAAUAUACAGGUUCACAGAUGGCUCAUACUACACUGGACACUUCAAACAAAACAGGCUGAAUGGCCAAGGAUCCUUCACAGAUUCAUCAGGAUUGGUGUGGAUUGGAGAGUUUUAUGUUAAAGCAGCUCUGGGACUGAGAUUGAAACAUGAUAUUUAA